AUGAUGCUCCCAGCUCCCGCACCGCUCCCGUCGGCGCAUCGGCCGGGUCUACGUGAUACCGAGCCCGAACUCGAACCCGAGCCCGAGCCCGCGCCCACCAAGAAGAAGAUGUUCAAGAACUGCGACCACUGCCGCGCUGCCAAGCGUGCCUGCGACGCAAAGUACACAUCCCUCACCCACGCCCUCCAGACGGGCGUGGCGUGCUCAAACUGCCGCCGAAAGGGAAAGACGUGCACCUUCAACCACCUCAUCUCGACCUUUGGCGUCGCAGACCUCGACCUUUCCUCCAUCAGGGCCAUCGAAGCGUCAGGCCCGCCAACGUCGUCCUCCGACACCCGCCCAGACAAGCGGCGCAGGGGCGAUGAUUCAGGUUCGGACAAUUCGGACGGCGUCGACGAAGUCAUCGGCGCCCGGGACGCUGCAGUCCUUGUCCGGCAAGGUGGCGUAAACGUGACCGUGGUGCCACCGGACUCGUCGCCCUUGGCCUUCCAGGCCGCAGGCACUCGGCUCGCGACCAAUCUCGACCGCAUCUACCUCGACAAGGACCUCGUCAGCAUCUACGAGGGCGCCGCAGAGCAGGCGCUGCGCUGCUGGAUCCGCGAUACGCCCUACCUCUUCCUCGACCAGGCUCACCAGAAUCGCAACCCGUUCAACGACCAGACGUUGCACACUCGCGUCUGCCUCCUCGAUCGAGGCGCACGCAACCUCUUUCGAGGUCCGCAGCAUCGACUCGCCGCCUCGGAAAAGAUCAUCCACGAGGCGUUGCACGCCACCAUGUUGGCGUUCGCCGCGCAAUGGCCCCGGCAUCGAAAGAGGAUCGGCGACCACACAGACAAUUGGCUGCCCGACGAGGAGCGCAUCCGCCUUGAGCUGUGGCGCAACGCCCGAGAUCGCCUCAUGAUCGCGGCCGAGGAAGCACCCUCGUUCCGCGUCGUCUACGCCCUGAUCCUCUUUGCGUGGACCGAGAAGCCACGGGACGUCCCAACACAUGCCCACUGGCAGGUGGAGAGUACAGCGGCCGUCCAGACGGCCCUGUACGAGAACAGCGCCGUUGAGACGUCGAGCUGGCAGGACCCCGCCGAGGCCAGCACGAUGAUGCUCGCCACGGCCGGGCGCAAGCUACUCCAGUUCCGCAACCGCAUCAUGAAUCUUCGUCGCCGUGGCGUCGAUCCCUGGUCGGCGACGCAGCCGAACCGCUCAGCGCCUCUGGACGCCGAGCAGCUGCACCGCCGCAACAUCGAGAUCCAGCUCUUCAACAGCACGUGGCAGCAGACGUGGUGGCUCGGUGUCAUGAUCGACUCGGAGGUUGCCGUCCUGCGCAAGCACCCUCCCGUCAUCUGCGACGACGACACCGACCUCGUUCAGUAUCCGCUCAUUGCCGAGGUCGGCGGUGUCGGCGCGCCACAGCAGCAGCAGUUGCCCGGACCGCCCGGGCAACGCCGGCAGACGCGGAAGAUCUGGGACGACCUGAUCCUCUCGUGCAGCGAGCAGCGCGAGGCCGACUUUGCCCGACAAUGGCCCAACUGUACCGAGGAACAGGCGCUGCGCAUCCUCGGCUUCUCGGCUCCCGUCAAGGUGCUCCUCUUUCGUCACAUCGGCCGGCUGCAGGCCGCGUACUGGCGCACGGCCGAGCCCGACACCAUCGAGCGUCACAUCCAGCAGGCUCUCGACGUUGUCUUCCACUGGGAGCGAGUGUACCAGCCCUUUAUCGAGUCGUGCAUAUCGGCCCACGGCGCUUUGCCUCCAUCGAUACAGUCGUGGUACACGCUCAUUACGGCGCCCUGGAACCUGGCGGUCCUGCUUCUCGUCGAGCUCGCCCAAACCGUCGACCAGGCCUGCCUCAGCGAUCCGCAGGCCCGUCGCCUGCGCGAGCAGGGAGAGACGUUCAGCACGUUGCGUCGCAAGGCGUGCAACCAGACGGCGGCGCUGAUCCACGCUGUCCAGGCACACGAGCAGCAGCGGCAGCAAUCCACCACGAGCAGCACCGACGCCUUUUCCUUUGUCCACACCACGGGCGGCACCAUCCUGCACACCGAGCCGUGGGCCGAGAUCAUGGUCAACUCGUUCUUUUCCAUGGCCAAGAGCGAGAUACGCCUCUUUAAUGGGCUCGCGGCCAACUUUCAGUGGCAGGAGCUCGAGUGCUCGCAGCACCGCGUCGAAAAGUACCUCUGGGCGCUCGAUCAGCUUAGUAACCGGUCGCACCUCGCGGAGCUGGCCUAUCAGGAGAUCAAGACGAUGUCUGACUUUUGCUCGCCCGGACGCUCUGUGGGCGGCCCGCCAUCGCAGGCGAACCUGCAACCGCCGGUGGCUGCUUACGCGCCCGUGCAAGGGCUGGUCGGACAGGCACAACAGCAGGGCUUUGAAGCGGCAAUGAUGGCCGCUACGACAAGCGGGCUGUCGAGCAGCGACAUCGCUGCGCUCUCACCCAACACGCAGAUGUGGCAGGACUGCCUCGCCGCCCUCGGCACACCAUACCCGUCCGACCCACCGUCGUCGACGGACCAGUCUGUCGAUGUCGCCGCACCCCCAACCUUCCGGUCAAGCAGCGGGACGUUCCAGUCGCCAGACUCGUACCUCUCGUCCUCGAUUGGACCGCACCCAUCCACGGCUUCGUCGGCCGCAUCGGCAAGCGGCCAACAUCCUCCGCCAUUCCUCAACGACCUCGCCGCCACCACGGCUGCCGCUGCGACUUCGACGAUCGCAUCCUUUGCCGGCCUUUCGUCCCAGGGCAUCGAGGGGUACCCCGACACUUUUCCGCUCAAUCCGUCGGCCAUGCACACGCCAUCGAGCACGGUGCUGCCCCGCCACUUCUACGAGUUCGACUACGGACCUUCGCCCUCGCACUUCUCCCAGCCGUCCACCGGUGCCAGCACGGAUUCUGACUCCAUUCCCAGCGCACCUGCAACCAAUGCCGCCGCCGCCUCCGCUACGACCACCGGCUUUGCUUGA
Pseudozyma flocculosa PF-1 is the source of this 2949-nucleotide messenger RNA. RefSeq lists its product as uncharacterized. The coding region runs from base 1 to 2949 and encodes 982 amino acids. NCBI's taxonomy places the organism in Eukaryota, Fungi, Basidiomycota, Ustilaginomycetes, Ustilaginales, Ustilaginaceae. Gene Ontology annotation, biological process: regulation of DNA-templated transcription. The transcript is spliced from 2 exons. The record is from RefSeq and is a predicted model, not a curated record. Gene Ontology annotation, molecular function: DNA-binding transcription factor activity, RNA polymerase II-specific; zinc ion binding.